Messenger RNA from Trichomycterus rosablanca, 3379 nucleotides. It is a transcript of the gene csgalnact1a, whose product is annotated as chondroitin sulfate N-acetylgalactosaminyltransferase 1a. NCBI's taxonomy places the organism in Eukaryota, Metazoa, Chordata, Actinopteri, Siluriformes, Trichomycteridae. Bases 32 to 1651 code for a protein of 539 amino acids. The record is from RefSeq and is a predicted model, not a curated record. Gene Ontology annotation, molecular function: glucuronosyl-N-acetylgalactosaminyl-proteoglycan 4-beta-N-acetylgalactosaminyltransferase activity. The transcript has 7 exons. Gene Ontology annotation, cellular component: Golgi cisterna membrane.
UAAACGCUUGAUUCAUCACAUUUGGCACAACAUGUGGCGCAGAGGAACGCUAUCGUGGCUCUCUCGCCUCUGUGGAGCUCUGGUACUCGUUUGCUGCUCCUUGUCCCUCCUCUACAUCCUCACCUGCAACCCUCAUGCCGACGACCUCUCGCUCUCGCCCAGGAUGGGUGCGCCGGGCUCUCCGGGAGGGCCGGGAAGCCCAAACGGACCAAACGCUGCUCCCUUGGCGCCGUCGAGCCACGAGAGCUACCAAGCUUUGCUCCAGGAACGCGAGGAGCAGCAGCGGCAGCACAUCUCCAGCCUCAAGAAGCAGAUCGCCGAGCUGAAGGAGGCGCUGCAGGAGCGAGUCGAGCGGCCCAAGGAGCCGCAGGAGAACGUCGGCAACGCGGCGAGCGAUCUCAACGACUUCCUCCGCGCCCAGAUGUCCAGGGCGGAGAUAGCUGCAGGGGUUCGUCUGCCCAACGAGUACGCCGUGGUGCCGUUCGACAGCUUUACUCUUCAGCGGGUGUAUCAGUUAGAGACGGGGCUCACCCGCCACCCGGAGGAGAAACCAGCGAGGAAGGAUAAACGUGAUGAGAUUAGCGAGGUGGUGGAGAACGCCGUCCACGCUCUGAACUCACAAAACAUCAACAGAGGAGAUAGAAGCGGCUCCAACAAGGUCUACAACACGGCCGACUUCAUCGAGGGUCUGGCUCGUACAGAGAGAGAUAAAGGAACACUGUACGAGCUGACGUUCCGCGGGGAACAAAGAAGCGAGUUCAGGCGUCUCGUCCUGUUCCGUCCCUUCGGCCCGUUGAUGAAGGUGUCGAACGAACGAGUGGAGACAUCUCAGAGCACCAUCAACAUCAUCGUUCCUCUCUCACAGAGGGCCGACAAAUUCAGACAGUUCAUGCACUACUUCAGAGAGGUGUGUAUUAAGCAAGAUGGACGAGUUCACCUCACCGUCGUGUACUUCGGGCGAGACCAGAUGAACGAGGUCAAAGGGAUGUUAGAGAACACGUCCAGAGAGCUGAAUUUCCGGAACUUCACGCUGAUCCACCUGAACGAGGAGUUUUCUCGAGGCCGCGGUUUGGACGUCGGCGCCCGGGCGUGGAAGGGAGGAAACGUUCUGAUGUUCUUCUGCGACGUCGACAUCGUCUUCACCGCCGACUUCCUCAACAGCUGCCGUCUCAACACGCAGCCAGGGAAGAAGGUGUUUUAUCCCAUUCUGUUCAGUCAGUACAAUCCGGCUGUGAUUUACGGAGGCAGCGAUCACGUCCCGCCCGUAGAGCAACAACUGGUGAUUAAGAAGGAUACGGGUUUCUGGCGGGACUUUGGCUUCGGGAUGACCUGUCAGUACAGAUCAGAUUUCAUCAACAUAGGCGGAUUCGACGUGGACAUUAAAGGCUGGGGCGGCGAGGACGUACACCUCUACAGGAAGUACCUGCACAGCAACCUGCUGGUGGUCCGCGCCCCGUCCCGCGGCCUGUUCCACCUGUGGCACGAGAAGCGCUGCGCCGACGAGCUGCAGCCCGAGCAGUACAAGAUGUGCAUGCAGUCCAAAGCCAUGAACGAGGCGUCGCACGGCCAGCUGGGCAUGCUGCUGUUCCGACACGAGAUCGAGGCUCACCUGCGCAAACAGAAACAGCACGGUGGAUCCAAGAAGGCCUGAAAGACGAGACACGCUGCUCACUCGUACCUACGGAAUCCAUACGGAACACCCUGACUGGAUACUCAUGCCAGCGAGGUGGCGCAUCGCCUGAGCUACAUGCCUGAGCUACACGCCUGAGCUACACGACUGAGUGCCUGCAGCUAGAGUCAUUAGGAGCUAAAUUACGUGUGCCAUCCCAAACAUGUAGCCUAACAUCUCCUCAAAAACAGAAACGUGUACGAUCCCUGCAGUGGUGUUCAUGUGCUUUUCCAGUACAGCGUGCUCUAGUUCACUACGUUAGACCAUCAUGUCCUGGAGCCACAGCAGCCUGUGUAUAAAGAAGGCAUAUUCACUGGUGCAGAACAUUAGUGUUAGUGCUGCACAGUUCCAGGAAUCCGUGUUUGAUUCUUUUGAGCUGUUGGCUGACUCGACUCCAGGUACUCUGGGUAGGGUUCCCAACUUUCAGAACUGGAAAUGGGAUGGCGGGUGUUUACCUGAGCGGGAGCGGGUGGUUAGGGUUGCACCUAUAAAAAAUAUAACGGGUCUCACACCGUCAUAGGAACAUUAUCAAAAUGUUUUAUUUAGGCUGUUUAACAUUUAUUAUCUUCAUUCUUUAUAAUAAUAAAUCAGAACCAUAUUUUAGGCAAAACAACACGCGUAAAAAACAUCAUGUAACAUUUUAUUCUCAAUAGUGCAAACAACAUUUUUACAUAAUCCAUCUUCACACUGACAUGCAGCCCCGGUUCAAUGCCCGGACAAUGCCCACCCCACCGCCCCAUAGCGCCGGCCUGUGUUACUUUAGUUUCGCCCUAAGCCGGAUUCGAACCUAAGGGGUAAAAACAUGCGCGAUGCGCUCUGCCCACUGUGCUACUCAAACAGUGGCGUAAUAAACAGGUUGUUAUGCUGAUAUGCCUGCGCACACGCGGCAUUACUAAGACUAAAAGUAAAUAUUACUUAAAAUAAUAACCAAACGCUUUCUAAUUUUCACGGUAGCUACAGUUUCCUUCUGUUUCAUACACAUCACCCUGUCUCAGUCUAAUCUGCUGCAUUUCUUUCUUAUUGAUAAAAAUACAGAACAAAGCACGUUCCUUAUCAGUUCAAUAUGGAACACCGCGUUUAGUUUCCAAAUAAGGAACGAUUCCGUAUUUUACGGGACGGUUGGCAACCCUAACUCUGGGUAUUAUGAUUUCCUCCUGCUUUUCCAAAAGCACCCAAUAGAGUGCAGUGUGUGCAGUAAGAGACAUUAUUGAACUCUUUUCUUAUAUUAUUGACGUUUACUUUGUUAAAAGUAAUAAAAAUGUGACUUUAUUUUAUUAGAAAUUAGGAGGUGUGAGCAGCUGGGAGCAGAUCUACACACAUCACCCCAAACAUCAUGUUUUUUCUUCCUUCUCGACAGUUUGAUGUGGAUUUAUUAGAGAAUUGCUGGAGGGUUUGAGGUGAAAGCAUGUGCAGGUUCUGACUGAAGAUCGUUUUCAUGAAGAUUGUGAACUAUAUGACUAUAUUAGACUGCCAUCUUUUGGACUUCUGAGGAACAGCAGCACUAAAUAAAAGCAGCUGUAUUUUCGUGGACAUACAUUGAGUAGUGUUGUGCGGCACAGCUCCAGGGUUUCGUGUUCGAUCCUGAGUUUGGAAUCUAGCUGGCUUCGUUUGUCCCUUCGAAUGUCCGCUAGCUACGAUUUCUUGCAGUGUUUAUGUGAUGAGCUAACUAGCACCUUGUCCCAGAUUGUCUCAUUAAACAUCAUGCACUCA